AACUCCAACCCACAGCAUGUGAUUUCCCAGCAUUCAGUGUGUUCUCUCUAUAUAAACCUGAUGUGGUUCUGUGGUUCUGAACAGCAGCUUUGAGCCGACGACCGAUUCAAACAGCCAACCACUGUCUGCAGACACGAAAUCAAAAUGACCACCUACAUCACUGAACUCGCUGUGUCUCUGAAUGAAGCUGAAGAGAGUCAGCUCCGUAAACGAAACUUCCAGAAAAUUUAUGUUAAUCUGUACCAAGGAGCCGGAGAAAACGGCAUCUACCUUUGGUACAAAACAGGAAGCUCUGGCCCAAUCACCAGGAUCCAGUUUUCAUUCACCUCCGCGAUGACUAAGGGUCUGAACAACACAGGGUACACAAAGAUCGACAAAGAUCUCAAUGCUGGAACAGAGGGGGACAACAUCUACCUGUGGUUCUACAAUGGUUCCUCAGAGUACGAUGUUCCCAUCGUGAGCAUUGACGUCACGCUAACAGAUGAUGCCCAGAAGUUUAAAUCUGGCUGGGAGAGAUCAGCCUGUGAUCUGAACCGUGAUGCUGGAGGAAAGAUGAUCUACCUGUGGGUGAAGAGAGAGAAACCAACGUACAUCUGUGACAUCACUGCCACUGAGGGUUUUGGAGGAGAUGAUGAGCACUUCAAGAACGGGUUCAUCCGAGUGGAUCAAGACACCAGCAGAGGUGCAGAAGGAUCCUAUGUCUUCAUCUGGUUCCGUCUGACCACUGACAGUAAGAAGCAUGGCUAUCAGAUGGUGAACAUAGAUCUCAACCAGGGUACUGGAGGAAACCAGGUGCUCCUGUGGUACAAGAAAGAUCCCAAGUGUGUCAACCCCGUCAAAGAUUUCACUCUGAUCGUCGGCAGCGGUUUCAUCGCUACAUUCAAGAGGGCCGGGGUCGUGGUCAUCGACAAAAGUCUCAAUACAGGAAACAGCAGCUACUAUGACAUGUACCUGUGUUAUUAUCGCUGA
Molecule: messenger RNA, 969 nt
Organism: Mugil cephalus (flathead mullet)
Lineage: Eukaryota; Metazoa; Chordata; Actinopteri; Mugiliformes; Mugilidae
Exons: 3
Coding region: 145-969 (274 amino acids)
Source: RefSeq, a predicted model, not a curated record